Messenger RNA from Zerene cesonia (dogface butterfly), 702 nucleotides. Its product is annotated as gloverin-like. NCBI's taxonomy places the organism in Eukaryota, Metazoa, Arthropoda, Insecta, Lepidoptera, Pieridae. The transcript is spliced from 5 exons. The coding region runs from base 135 to 656 and encodes 173 amino acids. The record is from RefSeq and is a predicted model, not a curated record.
UCACAAGGGAAGAACCUUAUGAAUUAGGCUUGUAUAAAUACACGCGAAUGUGGAUUUAGUUAUCAUUCGUAUCUUGUGCUUUGAGAAGCUUUGGAGUAACUAACAGUAAAUAUUUAUUUAAUUUUUCAGACACAAUGAAGUCAGUUUGCCUUAUCCUCGCCGUUGUAUACAGCGUCGCUGCUCAAGAAUUUGUCCAUCCUGGGAAUGUUUAUGAUAACUACCCGGAAUGGUACAUGCAGCCUCAAGAAAGAUACCGCCGUGACGUCACAGUGGACCGUAAAGUUGGUGAAAACGGCCGUGUCUUUGGAACCCUUGGUGCUAAUGAUGAUGGCUUAUUUGGUAAAGGGGGCUAUGAUCACCAGAUCUUCAACGACCACCGCGGUAAACUGAACGGUCAGUUAUCCGGUACACGCGUUCUCGGCCCGUACGGUGACUCCUCCCAUCUUGGUGGCGGUUUGCGAUGGGAGAAUUCGAAUGCUGCCGCUUCUUUGGAUAUUAGCAAGCAGAUACACGGACACACUUCGCUCGAUGCAGCAGCCGGAGGCAGGUGGCCUGUCGGUAAGAAUGGUGACUUCUCCCUCCAGGGAACAUACAACCAAAUGUCAGGCAUGAGACCCGACUAUGGGGCGAUGGGUAACUUCAGAUACCGUUGGUAGAAAUAACUGUAUAGCUGAAUUAAGUAUUAAAUGAAGUAUUUUUUAA